AGAAAGUGGACUUUGUUCCUAAUUCUCCCCAUUCCAAAGCAGCUCACAUUAGGACCAAACCUUAACACUUGUGACCCCACCGACCAACAGUUCAUCUGUUGAGGUUCUGAGCUGAGAAGAGGCAGCGCUGCGACCACUGACCCUGACAACAACCAUGAAGUGGGUCUGGGUGUUCCUGGGGGUCCUCCUCUCUUUGGGGACCCUGUCCUGGGGGGAGAAGGGCUUGGAGAUCCCAGAGUAUGAUGGUAAAGACCGCGUCCAUGACCUCAACGCCAAGAACUACAAGUCCAUCAUGAAGAAGUAUGAUGUGAUGGUCAUCUACUACCACAAAAACGUGGACGGCAACCGCAACGCCUUGAAGCAGUUUCAAGUUGAGGAGCUGGCCUUGGAGCUUGCGGCUCAGGUCCUGGAUGAUCUUGACGAUGAGGACAUCGGAUUCGGACUGGUGGAUGCGAAAAAAGACAUGGCUGUUGCUAAGAAGCUGGGUCUGGAUGAGGUGGAGAGUAUCUACAUCUUUGCCGAUAAUGAAAUCAUUGAGUAUGAUGGAGAACUGGCCGCUGACACCCUGGUUGAGUUCCUUUAUGAUGUGAUUGAGGAGCCCGUUGAAAUCAUUGACAAUGAGCGUGAGCUGAAGGGUUUCCAUAACAUCGAUGAAGUUAUCAAGCUGGUCGGCUACUUCAAGAGCGAGAAAUCCCCUCACUACAUUGAGUAUGAUGACGCAGCUGAGGAGUUCCACCCCUUCAUCAAAUUCUAUGCCACAUUUGAUCCCAAGAUUGCCAAGAAGCUGAAGCUGAAGGUGAAUGAAGUGGACUUCUAUGAGCCUUUCAUGGAGGAACCUGUCACCAUCCCAGGAAAACCUUACACCGAGGCUGAGCUCGUCGACUACAUUGAGGAGCACGACAGGCCUACCUUGAGGAAGCUUCAGCCUCAUAGCAUGUAUGAGAUCUGGGAGGAUGACAUUGAUGGAGAACACAUUGUUGCCUUUGCUGAGGAGGAUGACCCUGAUGGUUUUGAGUUCCUGGAGAUCUUGAAGGAAGUGGCCCGUGAAAACACAGAGGACCCUAAUCUCAGCAUCAUCUGGAUCGACCCUGACAAUUUCCCUCUGCUGGUGCCCUACUGGGAGAAGACCUUCCACAUUGAUCUCUCCUCUCCUCAGAUUGGUGUCGUUGAUGUAGAAGAUGCCGACAGCGUGUGGAUGGAAAUGGAUGACCAAGAUGACAUGCCCACAGCUGAUGAGUUAGAGCAAUGGAUCGAAGACGUCCUUUCUGGAAAGAUUGAUCCAGAUGACGAUGAUGAAGAGGAGGAGGAUGGUGACGACGAUGAUGAGGAUGACGACGAUGAUGACGAUGAUGACGAUGACGAUGAUGAUGACGACGACGACGAUGAUGACGACGAUGAUGAAGACGAUGAUGAUGAUGAUGAUGAUGACGACGAGGAUGAUGAUGACGAUGAAUAAAUGUUCACUUCCACCUUUGGGUUUUACUUUGCUUUAGCCAUUGAUGGCACAAAGUAACUGUAGCACCAAUUUUCUUAUUGAUAACAUCUUGUAGCAAACACACUUGGUGUCACUUCCUGUUUGCAUCCUGUAGGGUUUCCUUCGAUGGGCAAAUAACAAGGUCAAAUGGGAAGCUUUUAUUUUCAGUCAGGGUUGGAGAUUUUCAGAGAAACAAAGUGGAUUUGUGUCUCGGGAUAAAAUGAGCUGUAGUUCAAACUGUAAAUGUGUCAUGAGUCUUUUGUUACUAUAAAGAUGCGUAUCUUACACCUCUUGGGUCAACUGUGAAUAUGAGCAAAGAGGAUGACGGCGUGAAGUGUUCCUCAUUUUGUUUACCUACAGCAGCAUAACACAGACCGGGUCAACCGACUCUACCCUUUAAUACAGUGUAUUUCUGUUUCAACUAUGUGUUUUCUACUGGGUGAAAAGAAGAAACAAACCCUUUAUUGUACGAUUUUCAAAGAGAAUAACACUCUCCUCACUUGAUAGUCUUAAGAUGGUUAAAAUCUUAAAAAGUGAUUAAAAUCCUCCACACAAAUCUUUGAAUAAUUUGACUGCUUCUGGUCUGUAUUCUUUGGCUAUGAAUAAGACAAGAAAUAUUUUAAAAUAAAUGAUGUUUUCAUUGUC
Messenger RNA from Lampris incognitus (smalleye Pacific opah), 2119 nucleotides. It is a transcript of the gene casq1b, whose product is annotated as calsequestrin 1b. The record is from RefSeq and is a predicted model, not a curated record. Gene Ontology annotation, molecular function: calcium ion binding. Gene Ontology annotation, cellular component: sarcoplasmic reticulum lumen. Bases 155 to 1456 code for a protein of 433 amino acids. The transcript has 11 exons. NCBI's taxonomy places the organism in Eukaryota, Metazoa, Chordata, Actinopteri, Lampriformes, Lampridae. Gene Ontology annotation, biological process: regulation of skeletal muscle contraction by regulation of release of sequestered calcium ion.